Molecule: messenger RNA, 2631 nt
Organism: Sebastes umbrosus (honeycomb rockfish)
Lineage: Eukaryota; Metazoa; Chordata; Actinopteri; Perciformes; Sebastidae
Gene: poglut1
Product: protein O-glucosyltransferase 1
Exons: 11
Coding region: 63-1229 (388 amino acids)
Biological process (GO): positive regulation of Notch signaling pathway; protein O-linked glycosylation
Cellular component (GO): endomembrane system
Molecular function (GO): UDP-glucosyltransferase activity; UDP-xylosyltransferase activity
Source: RefSeq, a predicted model, not a curated record
CAGAUCACAGAUCACCUCUUUGUUUCUCCUCUUUCAGACAGAGCUAGAGGAUAGGGAGAAACAUGGAGCUUCUUUGGCUGUGGAGGUUUUUAAUUCUGUUGUUAGUUUGUGUUUCAUGUUUGCUUCCUGCUUCAGGCCAACAGUGGAAGAAAAUUAGAGACAAUAUAUCUGAUGCUGUUAAAGGACACACUCCGUGCAACCCUGUCAACUGUAGCUGCCAUAUAAGUGUCCUUCAAGCUGACUUGCGGCCCUUUAAAGGGAGAAUCUCUGAGGAUGUCAUGGCUGCAACUGUCCAGAGAGGGGUGGGCACCCACUACCAGAUCAUCGGACACAAGCUGUACAGAGAACACAACUGCAUGUUUCCUGCUAGGUGCAGCGGGGUGGAGCAUUUCAUGCUAGAGGUGAUCGACAGGUUACCCGACUUGGAGAUGGUGGUAAAUGUCCGUGAUUACCCUCAAGUCCCCAACUGGGUGCAGCCAACGCUGCCCGUCUUCUCUUUCAGUAAGACGGCAGACUACCAGGACAUCAUGUACCCUGCGUGGACGUUUUGGGAGGGAGGGCCUGCUGUGUGGCCCAUUUACCCCACUGGACUGGGAAGAUGGGAUCUGAUGAGGGAUGAUCUUAAAAGGUCUGCAGCACAGUGGCCAUGGAAGAAGAAAGAGUCCAAAGGAUUCUUCAGAGGCUCCAGAACCAGUCCAGAGCGCGACCCCCUGAUUCUCCUGUCCAGAGAAGCUCCAGAGCUGGUGGAUGCAGAGUACACAAAGAACCAGGCCUGGAAGUCUGAGAGGGACACACUAGGGAGACCCCCAGCCAAAGAGAUCCCACUGGUCGACCACUGCAAAUACAAAUAUUUAUUCAACUUCCGGGGUGUGGCAGCCAGCUUCCGCUUCAAACAUCUCUUCCUCUGCGGUUCGCUGGUGUUUCACGUCGGGGAUGAAUGGCAGGAAUUUUUCUACCCUCAGCUCCAGCCCUGGGUCCACUACAUCCCAGUCAAGCAGGACCUCUCUGACGUCAGGGAACUACUACAGUUUGUCAAAGAAAACGAUGCUAUCGCACAGGAGGUUGCUUCGAGGGGUAAGGAAUUAAUCCUGGACCACCUGCGGAUGCAAGAUGUUUCCUGCUACUGGGAGAGACUCCUCACUGAGUUCAGCCAUCUCCUCACCUACAAACCCAAGAGAAAGAGCGACUACAACCAGAUUGUCCACAGACCCGGCAAGACGGAGCUAUGAGAGUGAGACCGCGCGGGACCAGGGCAGCUGUAGCGAAGGGAAACUCUCGAUAACGAAUGUAAUCGCUGCACCACGACACGUGAUUUCCAUUUUUGUCGAAAUCACAACUAAAAUGAGCUAGUCUAAAGAUAUUUUCACAUUUAUUUCUAUUGAGUCCAGUGUUUUAGUGUAAUGUGGAGCACGGGUGGACCAUGUGUCCUCCGUUAGAGGUGAAGUUUGUUUACUGUGGAUGCUGCCAUGCCUUCAGGUGCCACUAUGGGUGCCAAUUCCGAGUUCUCUAAAAAUAACUCCUUAUGGCUGCUGUCUAUACUCGCCAGCAACAUCUACAUGAGCUGAGUUUUUAGACUUUUCUUACUCAUUAAAGGGGCACAAUCAUCUUUCUAUCAAAUUUCAUUAUGGGAAAUGUAGGAUCCAGUGAUUUUGGAGCUUUAAGGACUAUAAGUCAGUGACAUACUAAAUUGCUGAAAUGAUCCUUUAAUAUGCCAUGUAAAGACUUUACGUUGUUUUACAUUAAUCACAUCUGGACUGGGCUUCAGACCACUUGCAGAAAGCUGCUGAACAAUGUAACUUGUAUUUGAACGUUAACUUGGUUAUCCUUUGUGACCUGCAAGUGGAAGAGGUUCAGUGCCUUGCUCAAGUAAAAUCAAAAUUGAACCCUUGACCUUCUGACCUUUUCCUGCAGACCACUCAUGUAAUACGAAUAUCACAUGUCCAGCUGUGGAGCACCUAAAACUCUAAUUUUAAAUACUUGAAGUGUGAUGUUGACUUUCGACUGCUGCUCAAAUAUCCACGAAGGAUGUGCCAAUAAUAAUGCCAGUUAUGCUGUUACAUAUUUAAUGCAGUCAAAUGUAUUGGAAGGAUUUCCUGAAAACUAAAAAGUAAUAUGCACCACAUGGAAUGCUUACAUGCAAUUUCUUUAUCUGGCCUUUUUGUACGCAGAAAGAUAUGGGAAAUAUUGUAUUCUAUUCUUCAGUGAUGUCAAUAUCUGCAUUUGGAUGGGUUCUGCCAUACGUUUAAUAACUUGAAAGCACAAAAGAAAUAUUCAGUCAACAUUUUAUUCCACACUAAGUGCCAACGGUGAGCAAUAAUGAGUUAAAUGGUUGUAUUUUGAUGUGUGGAGUUUCCAAGAAAUAAUCAUCAAUUGUUUUACCUUUUGAAAAGAAUGUGUUAAGAGAUGAUAGAUGAUGCAUAGCUGAUACAGGAUAAUGUUGGAUAUGUUGUAGUAUUCACAUUGUACUGUGAACGAGCAAAUUCUCACCGAUGUAAGGUUAUUUUUUACACUAUUGUUAGGUAAAGAUGGUACAUUAGUAUGACCAAAAGGCUGUGAUGGGGUCAAAGUGUGACAUUCAGGUUGUUGACACAGCUUAUUUUUAUGUCAAUAAACAGUUUGGUUCUUAAAACA